CUGGUGUUCCAAACUCGGUUCUCUGCCGCAGCGAGAUAAGGUGAACCUGUCCAGAAUACAAAUGUCUCUCUUCUACGUGGUUUAAAUAUUAUUAAAUAAACGCAAUAGACCUGCAACAUUAUGAAAUAUCAUUUCUACUAUAAUAUUAAAGAUGCAUUCACUGCUGAAGUUCCAGAAAAAAAAAAUAGAAUAAGGAAACUAUAUGUGUCUUUUGGUGUUUGGUGGCGAUGCAAAUUAGUAUGAAUUGAGGCUCAUCAUACUGUCAAUUUUGGAUUUCUUCUCUGUGCCAUCUUCAGCUCAAAUGUAUGCAGGGAAAUCUUCAUCAGGCAGAGCUCAUACUUUCAUAUCACUCCGUAACGUCACAGAGAGGGCGGUAGACAGCAGGGAGGGGUGGGUGCAGGAGUAUAAAGACUCACGGGCAGACGUUUCGGGAUGCAUUCUGAGUGCAGGACGACAAACCAUAUAUUGAUGGAAGUACAGAGAAGUACCGGGCUCCAACAGACAAACUGCAGCACUAUGUGUGAAUCAACACAGAGGUCCUGCGAGCCUCGCCGGAAGAGAACGGAUGAGCGCAAUGCGCCCUCAGAAAUGGCACGGAUAAUCACCGAUCCUGCCACGGGGAAGUGUUACUGCCGUGGGAAAGUUUUGGGAAAGGGAGGUUUUGCAAAAUGCUAUGAGAUGACCGACCUCUCCACUAGCAAAGUUUACGCAGCCAAGAUCAUCCCACAUGCGCGCGUCUCCAAACCUCACCAACGGGAUAAGAUUGACAGAGAAAUUGAGCUGCACAGAGCAUUGCACCAUAAGCACAUUGUGCACUUUUAUCAUCAUUUUGAGGACAAAGAAAACAUCUACAUCCUGCUGGAAUACUGUAGUAGAAAAUCGUUAGCCCACAUCCUGAAGGCUCGUAAAGUGCUUACUGAGCCAGAGGUCCGUUAUUACCUGAGACAGAUUGUCUCUGGACUGAAGUACCUACAUGAACAAGAAAUCCUUCACAGAGACCUUAAACUGGGUAACUUUUUUGUGAGUGAGUCGAUGGAUCUGAAGGUUGGGGAUUUUGGUCUGGCUGCCAAGUUGGAGCCAGCGGGAAACAGGAGGAAGACGAUCUGUGGAACUCCCAACUACCUGUCCCCUGAAGUGCUCAAUAAGCAGGGUCAUGGCUGUGAAUCAGACAUCUGGGCCUUAGGCUGUGUAAUGUACACUAUGCUGUUGGGACGGCCACCAUUUGAAACCACCAACCUGAAGGAGACGUACAGGUGUAUUAGAGAGGCGCGAUAUUCCCUUCCCUCCUCCCUUUCACCACAGGCUAAGCAGCUAAUUGCCAGCCUGUUGGCCAAGAUUCCAGAGGACAGACCCAACCUGGAUCACAUUCUUAGACAUGACUUCUUCACUCAGGGCUUCAGUCCAGAGCGUCUGCCGCCUAGCUGCUGCCAUUCUGCACCAGAUUUCCACAUCUCCAGUCCAGCCAAGAGUUUCUUUAAGAAAGCUGCUGCUGCGUUGUUUGGUGGGAAGAGGGACAAGGUCAAAUACUAUGAGACACUGAAUAAGCUAACUAAAGAAGAAGAGGAGAUCUAUAAGCUCCAGUAUGACUUGGAGAAAACUGUGAUCAGCCAACAACAGAGCAAAAAGAUGUCUGAGAAUGGAAGUCUACUUCCGCCAUCUGCUGGGAGCCCCGUUGCCCUAGCAACAGAGAGCCAGUCUCCGACAACGCAAGAUACCAUCCGUCUGAUCGUCAGGGGGAGUCUGGGCAGCUGCAGCAGCAGUAGUGAAUGCCUGGAAGACAGCACAACAGGCAGCAUGGCUGAGACUGUUGCUAGUGUGUUAAGGGGAUGUCUGGAGAAAAUGCCUAAAGCAAAUGACAUUCCUCUGGCGUCAAAUAGCUGCAAUCUUCAGUGGGUGACUAAAUGGGUGGACUAUUCCAACAAGUAUGGCUUUGGCUACCAGUUAUCUGAUUACACCGUGGGAGUUCUCUUCAACAACGGCACUCACAUGAGCCUCCUGCCAGACAGAAAGACCAUCCAUUACUAUGCUGAGUUGGGCCAACGCUCUGUUUUCCCCACCUGUGAAGUCCCCGAGCGCUUUGUGGGCCAAGUGACUGUGCUCAAGUAUUUUUCACACUACAUGGAAGAAAACCUAAUGGAUGGUGGAGACCUUGGUCCAAUUACAGAUGCACACAUGCCCAGACUCUACCUGCUACAGUGGCUCAAGUCUGACCGCGCCCUCAUGAUGCUCUUUAACGAUGGCACUUUCCAGGUCAACUUUUACCACGAUCAUACCAAGAUCAUCCUGUGCUCCCAGAGGGAUGAGUACAUGCUGACAUACAUCAAUGAGGAACGUGUCUCCAAAACCUUUCAACUUAACUCCCUGCUGACGUCCGGCUGCCCCACUGACCUGCGUCAGCGCUUGGUGUACUCCCUCAAUAUGCUCCUGCAGAGAUGCAGCUAAACCCACAACAAUGGACAGACCUGACAAAUCUACUCACUGUGUAUCUGCUGUGCUGUAGAAGGACAAGGAUUUGAAGAACUUGUGAAAGAAAAGCUGUAUGCGAGGCUGGACUCGGGGAGGGGGACAUAAAUUAAGAUUCCUACACCGUUGCACCAUCAUGACUCAGCAUUGGUGCAGGUGAAACUAGACUGCGGAGAGACUGAAAGAAACUGAGUUGUAUGAAAUGUAGCACAAUGAAUGUGGAUGUAAAAGGCCUGAUUUGUACGUUGAUUGUUGUAAAGGAGGAAGGAACGGGGAUGUUGGUACGAAUGUGAGGGGUGUUUUUGGAAGUGAAGACGAAUGCUGGGCUGGCACCAGCUUACUCAUGUAGAGUAUCAUUGUUUGACCCUAGAGGGAAAAGUUGGCUAUCCAAACUUAAACAGUGCUCAGCUGUGAGAUAUUGUAAAUGAUGUACAGUUUAUGUCACAGCCAUCUCAGCAGUGCAAAGAAAUGACCUGUUAAUGUGUGUGGAUGCUACAGGAUUUAGCUGUUUAUAUGUGUGAGUGUGCGUCUGUCUGAGUGGGAUGGGUGUAAUUUCACACUAACAUUUAAAACUGUGAUUUGUUCUCUUUAUUGACAGAUGGGCUCAGCACAUUGAGCUAAGAGUCAGAGGGGUGAUGUGAGGGAAGGGAGGGGCAGGAGGAAAAUAGUACUAGAGAAUCUUUUAAGAAUCUCUUCAGAGCCAUUAUCACCUUGGUAAAAAUGUGCUAAAUAACUUAUUGUGUAAGAAAAGUGCAGUAUUUAUUUAUUUAAUAAAUAAGAACAUUUUCUUAAAAAAUA
This is a messenger RNA of Melanotaenia boesemani (Boeseman's rainbowfish), 3261 nucleotides long. RefSeq names its product polo-like kinase 2b (Drosophila) (gene plk2b). Lineage: Eukaryota; Metazoa; Chordata; Actinopteri; Atheriniformes; Melanotaeniidae. Gene Ontology annotation, cellular component: spindle pole; nucleus; centrosome. Gene Ontology annotation, molecular function: protein serine/threonine kinase activity; ATP binding; protein binding. Gene Ontology annotation, biological process: protein phosphorylation; mitotic cell cycle; regulation of cytokinesis. The transcript has 14 exons. Bases 433 to 2442 code for a protein of 669 amino acids. The record is from RefSeq and is a predicted model, not a curated record.